AGGCCCGAGCUCCCGGGUGCGGGGCUGGUCGACUCCGAAGCCGUAGGAAAUACCAUUGUUUGUGUAUAGUCAGAGAUCAGAAAAUAAGUGUUAAUCAUGGCUGAGCUGUCGCCUGAUGAAAUUCAACUGAGAGCCCAUCAAGUUACCGAUGAGUCUUUGGAAAGCACAAGGAGAAUACUUGGCAUGGCCAUUGAGUCCCAAGAUACAGGAAUCAAAACCCUCACCAUGCUAGAUGAACAAGGGGAACAGUUAACCCGUAUAGAAGAAGGAAUGGACCAGAUAAACAAAGACAUGAAAGAAGCUGAGAAGAACUUGACAGAGCUCAACAAGUGUUGUGGUCUCUGUGUCUGUCCUUGCAAUAGAACAAAGAACUUUGAGACUAGCAGAGCUUACAAGACAACUUGGGGUGAUGGUAUAGAGAAUGAUCAUGUAGUGUCUAAACAACCAGGGCGUGUUACAAACAAUCUGCAACAGAAUUCGGGAGGAACAACAACUGGAGGCUACAUAAAACGGGUAAUAAAUGAUGCCAGAGAAGAUGAAAUGGAGGAAAACCUAACUCAAGUUGGAAACAUAUUGGGGAACCUGAAAAAUAUGGCCGUGGAGAUGGGCAACACAAUUGAUACACAAAACCAGCAGAUAGAUCAGAUAAACAUUAAGGCUGAAACCAACAAAGAACGUAUUGAGCAAGCCAAUGUAAGAGCCAAAAAACUCAUUGAAAACUAGCAGCCUUCUUCCAAUUCUUUAUCCAACUGAAGACGUCCAUUUUAGUCUACAAACCUCAAUUUCCAAAGAAGAAAGAUGGCAGGAUUCAGAAGAGGGAACAAAGCAGGACAUGCAUCAUAUGGCUUCUUUUGUUGCUUGUAUACAGACUUAGUUUGAGAAUCCAGGAAAAUAGCACAACAGAGACUUGGCUUUCUUACUCUUUUUAAUAUAUCCUCAGGGUUUCGUUUUCUGGCUUCAAAUAUUUCCAUGGUACCUUCUCCCCCUUUUACAGUAGGAUAGUAGAGUGAGGCAACUGAGCAAAGGCAUUAUGCAUUCAGUGAAUGUCAUUACCUCACUCAAUAUUUCAUGUCAUCACUAAAAUGGUGGAUGAGUAAUUUUCAUGAACUUUGUCUUUAAGCUGACCUUAGUUUACCAAACACCUAGAUUUCAUGGUCAAACCAUACAUGAUGGGGUGGGGUGGGGGUGCAUUUUAUAUUCUUAUAAUUGGAAUAUUUGGUUCAGCAACUACUACUUUUGAGAAUGGGGCUUUAAAACACAUCAUUGUUGACAUUCAAGAUAUAGGAGAGAAGUACAUUUUCUGAGCCAUAGCAAUUCUUAUUUGGAUACCAAGGGGAUGAGUAGUCCAGCUACACAAAAAAAAAACCCUAGUUGGACAUGGGACUCUCACAAAACUUUUAGGAGUUUAUCCCCCAUUUUAUUUCGGAGACUGGGUGUUUGCCACCAACCCUACUAGUUAUUGCUCUACUCAGAGAUCCUUUAUGGUGGCCAGAAGGACGUAGGGGAGGUGAAAGUGUUUACACAGCACCUAAUGAUCAACUCAGGAUUCCAAGCGAAACACUUCCAGGUGAAGAGCUCUGUUGCAAAUUAUUGUAUGAGUUGUCAGAAAACAUCUUUUCCUUUUCCUUUUUUUGAGAAAUGCUGCAUAUUCUUUGGACGCUGGUGCUGCUGCAAAGAGAUUUUGAUCUGCAAAAUGUUCCAUCAAAACGCAACGUUUGGAAAGUUAUGCAGAGCUUAAGGUUGAGUGAAAACUAUUUUGUAAUGCUGUUUCCUAAAUAAAUUCAUCCUUCCCUACACAAACUAUGAAUCUAGUUGUGUACCAAAAAGCCGACAUCUGGAUAGCAGCAUCUUGAGAUAUUUAUUCAGAGCAAAACACUUACAGGAUUUCUAGAAAUACAUCCAAAGCAGGGCACAAUCUAGUUGUUACAGUGAGUUCGCAUCCGCUGUGGCUUGAUAAAACUCAGUUCUUUAAAUUGUUUUUAAUUGACUACAGUUGUGUGCUCACCUGGUUUUCUUCAGCAACUCAUUACAAAAUAAGAGUUGUGUCAUCUUUUAGUUGGAACCAUAUGCGUGUUCAAGCUUCAAACCUGUACUGAAAUAUGUUAAAGACUGAAGUCAGUAUUGAAACAUACAGGUAGCUUUGUUUGAUCUUUCUUAUCAUGAGACUGAACUUGUGUUUAUUUUACAAACUUUAAAGCUGUGGCUUGGCUGUAGGUUAUGCCUGCUCUACAAAUUGUGAUCCCUCAAGCUUGAAUGUACACCAUCAACUAUGUGUUGUGCCUUGCUAGGCCCUUGUGAACUAAGCUUUUUGUGUAAGCCUGAAGCAGGUAGCAAAGCUUGGAGCCCAUGAGGAACUGCCAUUCAUGACUUCUAGACUACAUUCAAUUUGAUGGGAUGCAAGUUGUGCAGGCCUUCUGUAGUGAGUGCUUAGCAUAUAACCUUCAGUUCAUUUCUGUUUCAGGAUGAAGGUGCUUGAUUUAGCUUUCUUAUAGGACUGGUUCAAUGAAAAAUGUUACAGUUCCAAGGAUUCUCAAGAACGUUUUAGUUCACUUUUCUAAUUAAGAGAUCACCAAACCGCAUUGGAAUCAUUUUUUUUUUCUAAAGAGAAAUGGACUUAGUGCUUUGUGCUGUUGUAUAUGUUUACGCUGAAUAUUUUUUUAUCAUAUGUAAAAAUUAUAAAUUGAUCAUAAUUUGAGGGUGGAGCGGUUCCCAACCCUUCCAUAGAAGAAGAAAAAUAGUUCAUGUAGACAGUUUCUGAGUGCUUUUUCUUUCUAAAAAGACUGCCCAGUAAAUAGCAGUGCCUUUUGGUGGUUGCUGCAGUAGUCUUUUAAGUCUUGCCAGUCAAGAGCUUAAAACAAAUUGGCUCAUUGUAUUGUCACUUCCCAUAGAUGACAAGAGGAUACCUCAUUUUUCUACCACUCUGCAUAUCAAUUCCAACUGAGCCAUAAUUUUUAUU
Messenger RNA from Lacerta agilis (Sand lizard), 2956 nucleotides. RefSeq names its product synaptosome associated protein 23 (gene SNAP23). Gene Ontology annotation, molecular function: syntaxin-1 binding; SNAP receptor activity. The record is from RefSeq and is a predicted model, not a curated record. The coding region runs from base 97 to 723 and encodes 208 amino acids. The transcript is spliced from 8 exons. Lineage: Eukaryota; Metazoa; Chordata; Lepidosauria; Squamata; Lacertidae. Gene Ontology annotation, biological process: synaptic vesicle priming; synaptic vesicle fusion to presynaptic active zone membrane; exocytosis. Gene Ontology annotation, cellular component: synaptobrevin 2-SNAP-25-syntaxin-1a-complexin I complex; plasma membrane.